ACAUCCCACCGUGACCAGUUCAGUCCGCUCAGAAACAGCACAGCAGUAGAAGAUUGAGGAACCGGGUCAUGAUAGUACAGCCAGGAUGAGCUCCUCAGAAGACAUUAUAAUGGCGAUUCCCAGAGAACUCACACAAAACCCGCUGCGAAAGAUAUGGAUGCCCUGCAAGAACGGGCUACCGGAAAAACACAUUUCUCAAAAGAGAGUUUGCAUGACCAACUGUCCCACUCUCAUUGUGACGGUUGGCUUGCCAGCAAGAGGAAAAACCUACAUUUCGAAAAAACUCACACGCUACCUCAACUGGAUUGGUGUACCAACACACGAAUUCAAUGUCGGACAGUAUCGGAGAGAAUGUGUGAAGAUCUACAAGAACUUUGAAUUCUUUCGCCCUGAUAAUGAGGAAGGGCUGAAGAUAAGAAAGCAGUGUGCUUCAGCAGCACUUAAUGACGUCAGACAGUACCUCAGCGUUGAGGGAGGCCAAGUUGCUGUGUUUGACGCUACGAACACAACCAGAGAACGGAGGAACAUCAUCAUGAAAUUUGCGGAUCAAAAUGGCUAUAAGGUGUUUUUUGUGGAGUCUGUGUGUGAAGACCCCAAGGUUAUUGCAGAAAACAUUGUGCAGGUGAAGUUGGGUAGUCCUGACUACACCGACCGAAACACCGAAGAGGCCAUCCAGGACUUCAUGAAGAGGAUCAAAUGCUACGAGAGCAGUUACCAACCCCUGGAUGAAAACCUCGACAGGGAAUUAUCCUAUAUUAAGAUCAUGGACGUGGGUCAGCGGUAUUUGGUGAACCGUGUACUCGAUCACAUCCAGAGCAGAAUCGUUUAUUAUCUGAUGAACAUCCACAUCACGCCACGCUCCAUCUACCUCUGUCGACACGGAGAGAGCGACCUUAAUGUCCGAGGACGCAUUGGGGGCGAUUCCGGCCUGUCACACCGUGGUAAAGAGUUUGCUCACUCUCUGGGGAGGUUUAUUCAGGAUCAGAAUAUAAAGGAUCUGAAGGUGUGGACGAGUCAGAUGAAGCGGACCAUUCAGACGGCCGAGUCGCUGGGUGUACCGUAUGAACAGUGGAAAGCCCUCAAUGAGAUUGAUGCUGGUGUGUGUGAGGAGAUGAUGUAUGAGGAGAUCCAGGAGCAUUUCCCUCAAGAGUUUGCCCUCAGAGACCAGGACAAAUAUCGCUACCGCUACCCUAAAGGAGAGUCUUAUGAGGAUCUGGUCCAGCGAUUGGAGCCUGUCAUCAUGGAGCUUGAACGGCAGGAGAAUGUUCUGGUUAUCUGUCACCAGGCUGUCAUGCGCUGCCUGCUGGCUUACUUCCUGGACAAGAGUGCAGACGAGCUGCCGUACCUGAAGUGCCCACUGCACACAGUGCUGAAGCUCACUCCUGUGGCCUAUGGUUGUAAAGUGGAGUCCAUUUAUCUCAAUGUAGAGGCAGUGAACACACACAGAGACAAACCUGAGAAUGUGAACAUCUCUCGUCUGCCAGAAGAGGCUCUUCUCACUGUUCCAGCCCACUACUGAACUACGACAUCACUUCCUGUUCAUCAGCAACACUCCAUCAGGCUAUUCCAUCCUUUUUACGUCACUCCUUGUGUUUUAUUAUAUAUUUUUUCGGAAGCACUGGGCAGAAAGUCAGUUAUGAGUCCUGAAGACGAGCCUCAUAUCUUUGUAUUUUCUCUCUUCUUAAUUGCCACAUAGGUGACUGGAAUCCAGUUAUUGAAUAAUAACCCUAGUGUCGGGGUGCGAGUGGGUCCGCGCUUGCAUUUGAGGCUGGCGUACAGCAGAUUUGAAGUUUCUUUCUGUAAUUUUCUACUUAAGAUUUUGGCUGGAACUGUUAUCGUUUUGUUUUGUAUUGUAUGUGUUGGACUAAAUGAUUCAUGUGUGUGUGUGUGUGUGUUUUCCAUGAUUGUUUAAUGUUGUUUUUUCCUUACUUGAUUUACUUUCUGGCUUCGCAUUACCUUGAGCAAUAUUUUACAUCUCAAUCAUUCACACACUCCUGGAUAAAUGAACUGAAGUGAUUUGGCUGUCAUCUAACACUAAACGCUGUUCAUAAAAGGAUUCACAGCGCACAUGGACUUGGUUCAGUGUUCAAAGCACCUGAAUGUUGCAGCUUCUACCAGAAUGGCAAAGUGUGUGUGUUUUAAAAAAGAAAAAAGGUCAAAAAUGUAGCAAGGACUUUUCAAAUAUUACCUCUGUUACGUUUCCUGCAAAAGCCAAAUACAAUGUUUACAUUUUUGAAGCCACAUACUAUUGAAGCUAAUAGUAGGCUGAUUUUGUUUUUUGCACAUUUUCAAGCAUACUUAUACUUUUCUAACUUUAUUUGUUUUGGGGGAAACAGCAGAAAUCACUUUCCUAAAUCGCAACUAUAUAUUUGAAAUCCAUUAGUGCUUAAAAUUUAUAUAUUUGUUUUAUUUACGGUCUAUAUUGUUUAUGAAGAGAAAGUGAGUGACUUUUUUUUUCAACCUCAGUUAUUUUCAUGUUAUUACUUCAGCUGAAAACUGAAUGUGAAGAGCUCUGUGAAUCAGAUUUGAUCAAUGACAAUGUUAAUGCGUUUGAAGCUCAUGGUUCUUGAUUUUGACGCACAAUGUCACAUAUUUCUGGAAGUACUGUCAUUAAACCAGUCUGUCAUCUCA
Danio aesculapii is the source of this 2631-nucleotide messenger RNA. RefSeq names its product 6-phosphofructo-2-kinase/fructose-2,6-biphosphatase 4b (gene pfkfb4b). NCBI's taxonomy places the organism in Eukaryota, Metazoa, Chordata, Actinopteri, Cypriniformes, Danionidae. The transcript has 14 exons. The record is from RefSeq and is a predicted model, not a curated record. Gene Ontology annotation, cellular component: cytosol. Gene Ontology annotation, biological process: fructose metabolic process; fructose 2,6-bisphosphate metabolic process. Bases 86 to 1519 code for a protein of 477 amino acids. Gene Ontology annotation, molecular function: 6-phosphofructo-2-kinase activity; ATP binding; fructose-2,6-bisphosphate 2-phosphatase activity.